AUGAGCCGACCAGGACAAGACCCGUACUCGUCAUCUUCCUCGCCCCCACACGGCAGCUACAACUACGCCUAUGACAACUAUGGCCACCCGUUUGACAAUAACUAUGCCUCGGGCUCCAUGCCGUCACAGCAGCCGCCAUUGUACCGCGAGGAGUCAGAGUACUCCAAGUAUGCUCAGUAUCCGGAGGACGACAUUGAGCCGUUCGACAUCAACCAGAUCGAUCCGGCGCUGAGGCUGCGCACGACGAAGACGGCGCACUCGGUCAUUGCCGAGUCCAUCAGAUCCGAGGGCGAGCGAGUACAACGGAGACGUUCGCGACUCCUGAAACACCUCAAGCGUCACGGCACGACACGGUUACGGAGUGCCAAGUCGCGGCGAGGGCGGAAACAUCAUGGCGACGACCAGGAUGGAGGCCUUGACGGGUUACCGAGCAUUAUCGACAGCGACGCCGGCGAGCCGCCAUCAAAGCCCCCACAAUCAGCGGGAAACGAUGGGAGUGGCGGCAGUGGCAGUGCUGUCGACCAUGCCGCAGAGGGCCUGGGCCUGAAGAAGAAGAAAAAGCCUCUGACACGAAGAUCGAUCUACGUCAACAUGCCAUUGCCGGCCGACCAGCUCAACGCCAAAGGCGAGCCGACGGUCAGCUAUGCGCGCAACAAGGUGCGCACGUCCAAGUACACGCUCGUCACCUUCCUCCCGCGCAACCUUUUUGAACAGUUCCACCGCGUCGCAAACAUUUACUUCCUGGCUUUGGUUAUCCUGCAGCUGUUCUCGAUCUUUGGCGCAACGACACCGGAAAUUGCAAUGCUGCCUCUCGUGGCCAUUCUCGGCAUGACGGCGAUCAAGGACGGUAUCGAGGACUGGCGCCGUGCAAAGCUGGACGAGGAGGUGAACACCUCCGCAGCAACGAAACUCGGCAACUGGAAGAACUACAACCAGCCGACAGAUCCGCGCAACUGGUUUGAGCGGUUGUUCCACCUUGGUCCUGGUGUCCGCAAACUUCGAGAGAAGGAGGCCAAGGAGGGAAAACAGGUUGUCUUUGAGCGCCACGCCGAGGAGUCGGAGCAGGCCGCCAUGGAGCAUCUCUAUGGCAACGGAGUUGACCCCAACGAGACGGCUGACACCUCUCACCUGCAGCCGCCUAACGCCAGUCCCCCAUUCCACGCCCUCAAGGGGUCUGAUUCUAUCAUGGGUGUCAACCCCAGCCGCGGAAGAGCCAUCUCCAACGCGUCAUCGGCUCCGAGUACAUGGUCCCGUCGCAGCACUGGCGUAAUCGACUACAGCAAGUCGGCUCCGGGCACGGCGCAGUGGGAACGCACGCUGUGGAAGAAGCUCGAGGUCGGAGACAUUGUGCUCCUCCGCGGCGACGAGCAGGUACCUGCCGAUCUCAUGGUGCUCUCGACGUCGGACCCUGACAACCUUUGUUUUGUUGAGACAAAGAAUCUCGACGGCGAGACGAAUCUGAAGGUCCGGAAGGCGGUGAAGGCAACAUCUUCGAUCGGCUCGGAGGAAGACAUUGAGCACGCCCGUUUCGUUCUGGACUCUGAACCGCCACACGCCAAUCUCUACUCCUACAAUGGUGUCCUGAAGUACCGUCCCGCCGCGGGAAGCACAAAGGUCGACGUGGCGGAGGAGAUUGAGGCGGUUACGAUCAACGAGAUCCUCCUCCGUGGCUGCACGCUGCGCAACACGAAGUGGGUCAUCGGCCUCGUUGUCUUCACCGGUGCCGACACGAAGAUCAUGAUGAACGGAGGCGACACGCCGUCGAAGCGCUCCAAGAUCGAGAAGGAGACCAACUUCAACGUCAUCAUGAACUUCAUCAUCCUGCUGCUGCUGUGUUUAGUGACGGCGUUGCUCCACGGGUACUACCGCUCACUGGACAAUGAGAGUGCCAAUUCGUACGAACAACACGCGCAGGCUUCGGACAACAUCUACCUCGACUCGGUCGUCAUCUUCGUCUCGUCCUUAAUCGUGUUCCAGAACAUUGUGCCGAUUUCGCUCUACAUCACGGUCGAAAUCGUCAAGACGAUCCAGGCGUACUUCAUCUAUCAGGAUAUCGAAAUGUACUACGCGCCAUACGACACGCCCUGCGUGCCCAAGACGUGGAACAUUUCGGAUGACCUCGGCCAGAUCGAGUACGUCUUCUCGGACAAGACCGGCACCCUCACGCAGAACGUCAUGGAGUUCAAAAAGUGCUCCAUCGGCGGUAUCACUUUCGGAGAAGGAAUCACGGAAGCGUCGCUCGGCGCCAUGAAGCGCGAGGGCAAGGACGUCAGUCACACGAUGGAGGACCAGGAGGAAGAGCUCAAGCAAAAGAAGGAAGUCAUGGUCGACCAGAUGAAGCGUCUCUAUAAGAACCGCUAUCUGCGCGACGACAAGCUCACCCUCAUCGCUCCCGAGCUCCCGAAGCACCUCGGCGACAAGGGGGAUCCGCUCCGCGCCCAGGUUAUCUCUUUCUUCCGCGCCCUCGCUCUUUGCCACACUGUCCUGUCCGACAAGCCGGAGCCCGAAGACAAGCCCUUCGUGCUCGACUACAAGGCCGAGAGUCCCGAUGAGGAGGCACUUGUCGCUGCUGCGCGCGACGUCGGCUUCCCAUUCGUCACUCGCAACUCGAACAAGGUCGACAUCGAGGUCCUCGGCCAGCCUGAGCGCUGGAUCCCCCUCCGCGUGCUCGAGUUCAACUCGACCCGAAAGCGUAUGAGCACCGUCAUGCGCAGCCCGGACGGUCAAGUCGUCCUCUUCUGCAAGGGUGCCGACAGUGUCAUCUACGAGCGCCUGGCGAAGGACCACGACGAGGCUCUGAAGCAGGCGACGCUGAAGGACCUGGAGACGUUUGCGAACGGCGGUCUGCGUACGCUUUGCAUUGCCUACCGCAACAUGUCCGAGGAGGAGUUCAACACGUGGUCCAAGCAGUACGACGCUGCAUGCGCCGCUGUCGAGGACCGCGAGGGCAAAAUCGACGAGGCGUGCGAGAUUGUUGAGCACAGCUUGCAGAUCCUCGGCGCGACCGCGCUCGAGGACAAGCUCCAGCAGGGCGUGCCGGACGCGAUCGAGAUGCUGCACAAGGCUGGAAUCAAGCUCUGGAUCUUGACGGGGGACAAGCUGCAGACGGCCAUCGAAAUCGGAUACUCGUGCAACCUGCUCACGAACGACAUGGAGGUCAUGAUCAUCUCGACGGACUCGCCAGAAGGCGCCCGAGCGCAAAUCGAAGCCGGGUUGAAUAAGAUUGCUUCGAUCCAGGGCCCACCCGCGACCAAGGGCGGUGGCAAGGUCGCUGGCAUGGACCCCAGUGCCACCUUCGCGGUUGUCAUCGACGGCGAAUCGCUCCGCUACGCGCUCAGCCCGGAGCUCAAGCCGCUCUUCCUCUCGCUCGGCACGCAGUGCUCUGCCGUCAUCUGUUGUCGUGUCUCGCCAGCGCAGAAGGCGCAAACUGUCAAGCUCGUCAAGGAUGGGUGCAACGCGAUGACGCUCUCGAUUGGCGACGGUGCCAACGAUGUCGCCAUGAUCCAGGAGGCGAACAUCGGCGUCGGCCUGUUCGGUCUCGAGGGCUCGCAGGCCGCCAUGUCCGCCGAUUAUGCCUUCGGCCAGUUCCGCUUCCUCACCCGCCUCCUCCUCGUUCACGGCCGCUGGUCGUAUGUGCGCAUCGCCGACAUGCACGCGAAUUUCUUCUACAAGAACGUUGUCUGGACAAUCACCAUGUUCUGGUUCCUGAUCUACAGCAGUUUCGACGCGACGUACAUGUUCCAGUACACCUUCAUCAUGUUGUACAAUCUCGUUUUCACUUCGCUCCCCGUCGGUAUCUUGGGUGCGUUCGACCAGGACACGAACGCGCGCGCCUCUAUGGCGUUCCCGCAGCUGUACAAGCGCGGCAUCCUCGGCCUCGAGUACACCCGUUUCCGCUUCUGGCUCUACAUGCUGGACGGCCUUUACCAGUCUGCUGUCGUAUUCUUCAUCCCGCUGCUCGUGUAUUGGGACGGCGCGACGUGGUCCGCGAACGGCUGGGACACGAACGACAUGUACGACCUCUCGUCGACCAUCGCCGCUGCCGCCGUCAUCACCGCGAACCUGUACGUCGGUAUCAACACGCGCUACUGGACGAUCAUCCCCGGCAUCAUCAUCCCGCUCUCCACGAUCACUGUGUUCGUGUGGAUUGCGCUGUACUCGGUCUGGGCUCCACAGGACUACUACGGUGUCGUCAACAUUGUCGUGCCGACUUUCAACUUCUGGUUCACGAUCCUCAUCACGGUCGCCCUUGCGGUCGGUCCGCACUGGCUGCUGCGCGCGUUCCGCCAGUCGUACCUGUACAUCGACAAGGACAUUGUGCGCGAGGCGUGGGUGGGCGGCACACUCAAGGACGAGCUGGGUAUUCCGCACCGCAAGAAUCGGAAGCAUAGGAAGCACCGGGACCUGGAGGAGGCGCGGUACCACAAGCGUACCGAGGGGCUGGACACGUAUCAGCCGACGGCGCUCGAGAUGACGCAGGUUAGCAGCGCAGUCGAUCCGUUACUGGACUCGAACUCGGGGUCGUUACGCUCGCCGACAGAGGUCCCAUCGCUGCCCAACUCGCCCGAGCCGCGCCGCACAGGGCCUGUACGACCGCCGCGCGCGCCCGUGCACGACCCGCCCGACGUCCACGCCCCGCCGUACGAGUACAACUACACGGGCGCGGACUCGCCGUACAGCCGGGGCGGCGGCAGUCCCGACUUCUUCGCCAACGGCGCCGUGCAGGAGCCGCGGCCAACGCGCGCGCCGCCCUCCUCCUUCCCGCAACAGUACGGGUGGAACAGCACGUCGCCAGCACCGACGACGCGACAGCGCAAGAACCACCAGCAGCGCGAGGAUCUGUCCGAGGUCAUGGACGAUGGCAACAGUCACCAGCAGCCGGGGCCGGACUAUCGCCCGCCCUCUACCGCUGCUGGCGACUUUACGAAAGAUACCCAGUGGGCAAACCGCCCGCCUUCCGAGGCUGACCCGGCAUUUGCUGGGUACGCCGUGUAG
Messenger RNA from Trichosporon asahii var. asahii CBS 2479, 4995 nucleotides. RefSeq lists its product as uncharacterized. Gene Ontology annotation, molecular function: magnesium ion binding; ATPase-coupled intramembrane lipid carrier activity; ATP hydrolysis activity. The record is from RefSeq and is a predicted model, not a curated record. Gene Ontology annotation, biological process: phospholipid translocation. Lineage: Eukaryota; Fungi; Basidiomycota; Tremellomycetes; Trichosporonales; Trichosporonaceae. The transcript is spliced from 4 exons. Gene Ontology annotation, cellular component: plasma membrane. The coding region runs from base 1 to 4995 and encodes 1664 amino acids.